Messenger RNA from Scheffersomyces stipitis CBS 6054, 1176 nucleotides. It is a transcript of the gene ARC1, whose product is annotated as Arc1p. Gene Ontology annotation, cellular component: methionyl glutamyl tRNA synthetase complex. NCBI's taxonomy places the organism in Eukaryota, Fungi, Ascomycota, Pichiomycetes, Serinales, Debaryomycetaceae. The coding region runs from base 1 to 1146 and encodes 381 amino acids. Gene Ontology annotation, molecular function: tRNA binding. The transcript has a single exon. The record is from RefSeq and is a predicted model, not a curated record.
AUGGCUGAUUUCAUUACCAAUUUUUCCAAGUUAUCGUUCGCCGAUAUUUCCAAGGCGGAUGACUCGCAUUUCGCCGAUUUGACUAACGAACAAAAGGCUUUGUCUUCUCAAUUCCAGACCUUGAGCGCCAGACUCGAUGAGCCAGAAUCGUUGGAAUCAUUGAACUCCAACUUGAGAACCAAGACAUUUGUUGCUGGAAACGUUGCUUCAAAGGCCGACUUGGUUGUUUUUGAAAAGGUUUUGCCAGUUGCUUCCAAGUGGACUGCUGUUGAAGAUUUGGCAAAAUACAGACAUAUCAUCAGAUGGGUCGAUUUGAUCCAGAACACAUUGGUUGAAGUCCCAGAAGGUGACAAGUUGAAGGUGAACAACGACGUUGAACUUCCCAGAGAAGUCAAGGAAAAGAAGAAGCCAGCUGCUGCCGCCGGAGCUGAAACUGGCGAAAAGAAGGACAAGAAGAAGGAAGCUGCUACUUCUGCUGCUGCUCCUGCUCAAGAAGCUGCUAAUGCUAGCGCUGGUAAGGGCCCAAUUUCCGAAGAAGAAAAGGCGGCUAGAGCUGAAGCUGCUAAAGCCAAGAAGGCUGCUAAGGCCAAGGCUAAGGCUGAACAAAACGCCAAACAGGCUGCUGCUGUUGUGCCACCAAACCCCUCUAUGAUUGACUUCAGAGUAGGUUUCAUUCAAAAGGCUGAAAGACACCCUAACGCUGAUUCGUUGUAUAUGUCUACUAUCGACAUGGGCGAUGAAGAGGGUCCAAGAAUCGUGUGUUCCGGUUUGGUCAAUUACAUGCCUAUCGAGGACUUGCAACAGAGAUACGUUGUCGUCGUUGCCAACUUGAAGCCAGUCACCAUGAGAGGUGUCAAGUCUUGUGCAAUGGUAUUGUGUGCCUCAACUGAAGGCAAGGUUGAGUUCGUCAAUCCACCUGCUGGCUCCAAGGCCGGUGAAAAGAUAUUCUUUGAAGGCUUCAAUGGUGUCCCAGAAAAGCAAUUGAACCCCAAGAAGAAGAUCUGGGAAGCUGUCCAACCAGGCUUCUCCACAACUGAGAACUUCGAAGUCACCUACACUGAAGAAGGUAAGGAGCCAAAGAGAUUGGUCAAUGAAAGAGGCGAACUUUGCCACAACACAUCCAUCGUCAAGGCAGAGGUAAAGUAGAACCUUCGAGCAUAAAUAAACGAAACGAAU